Exophiala mesophila is the source of this 2001-nucleotide messenger RNA. RefSeq lists its product as uncharacterized. Gene Ontology annotation, molecular function: protein binding. Lineage: Eukaryota; Fungi; Ascomycota; Eurotiomycetes; Chaetothyriales; Herpotrichiellaceae. Gene Ontology annotation, biological process: rRNA processing. The record is from RefSeq and is a predicted model, not a curated record. Gene Ontology annotation, cellular component: small-subunit processome; Pwp2p-containing subcomplex of 90S preribosome. The transcript is spliced from 2 exons. Bases 33 to 1931 code for a protein of 632 amino acids.
CGAAACGACACCCAACCGCAUGCCCUGCGUCCAUGGCUGCAGUCACCAUUAUGGACCAUCCUACACGGUUGAAGGGACCCUCCGAUGCUAGGCGGCGCCCUGUCGUCGAUGCAAUUCCAAAGGACGAUGUCGAAUUGCGUCUCGAGAAGGCUCUAUUUGGCGACGACCUCGGAUUUCUAGAUUCUCUCAAGAAGCGGGCCAGUGACGAGGAUCAUGCUUUGAUCAGGCAUCUGAGCCAGGACUUGGAGGCUUCUGGAAACGAAGAAGACGAAGGACUGAGUGAUGUUCCUGACGAAAACCUCUUCUUUGUCGAUACCAAUACCUCGACCCUCCCAGCCUCUGUCACACGAGAUCUUGAAUCGACUGCCACCUUCAAGCAUGAUUUAGAAACAAAGGCGGCUUGGUAUGACAGUGAUGAUGACCGCAUCACCGUGUCGCUUGCUUCCAACACACGUCUGAGGAAACUGCGAGAUAGUGAAGCAGAUGAUCUUGUUUCAGGUCGAGAAUAUAUCGCACGGUUGAGACGGCAGUAUGAAAUACUCCAUCCGGCCCCGGAAUGGGUCAAAUAUGCCCGAAAAAGAAGGAGGAUAUCCCAUGACGCACAAGAACGGGAAGAUGAUUCGGACACCUCUAUGAGUGAGGAUGACAACGACUCCCUAGGGUCCGCCAAACCCCUCGCCGAACUCUUGCGCACUACCGGACCUUUGACUCGAAUCGACACAUCUUCGAAAGACGCCACGUCUAGACGAAUCCUACGACCAGAGGUAAUUGAUAUCCAACGAACGAAGGAUAUCGCUAGCACUGGGCCCUCAUCCAUCGACACACUUCAAUUUCAUCCUUAUUACCCUCUCCUACUUGCAGCCGGCCUCAGUUCGACAGUUACCAUCUAUCAUGUCUCUCCUCAUCCACCAAACCCCAAUCCCAUUCUCACAUCCCUUCACCUAAAAGGGGCACCGGUACACACCGCCGAGUUCUGCCGCCCCACAGUAUCUCCCUCAGAAAGCGACCCCCUCCACGAUCAAACUCGCAUCUUUUUCUCCUCCCGCCGUCGGUACUUUCACACCUGGUCACUGACCACAGGAUCUAUCCAAAAGAUCACCCGGGCCAUGUACGGGACUGCAAGACACAGCCAGAGGACCAUGGAACAGUUCAAGCUCUCUCCAGAUGGCCUAUACAUGGGACUCAUCUCGUCGGCCAAAAAGGGCGGUGGCGCAAUCAAUGUGCUCGACAGUUCAACCAUGCAGUGGGUCUGUUCAUGUCGCAUAGAUAGUCGAGGUGGAGUUGCGGAUUUCGCCUGGUGGAGAGAUAGCAAGGGAUUCGCAGUGGUUGGCAAGAAUGGUGAAGUCACCGAGUACGACGUUGAAACUCGAAGUGUGGCCAGGAAAUGGAUCGACGAAGGGGCGGUCGGCACAACUGUGAUAGCCCUUGGCGGAGACAUGGGUUCACUAUCGCGAAGUCGAGACGACGACAAGACCUUCACCGGCGGUGGCUCACGAUGGGUUGCGGUGGGAUCCUCCUCAGGCAUUGUCAACCUGUACGAUCGACGUGCCUGGAUCGAAGAGGAAACCCUCUCAUCUAACACUAAGCACAACCGGGUUUCAAUCCUACCAUCAAAAUCAAGCUCGGUCCCCUCAUUACCCACUGCAUCAGGCCAAUACCGACCAAAACCCCUUCGCAGUUUCGACCAGCUUACCACACCCAUCUCUCAUCUGGAAUUCAGUGCCGAUGGUCAAAUGCUUGUCAUGUCUUCACGAUGGAAGAAGAACGCUCUCCGAUUAGUCCAUCUGCCAAGUGCUACGGUGUACAGAAAUUGGCCGACCGACAAAACCCCGCUCGGCCGGAUCAGUUCCAUCGCCCUCAGUGUAGAUGGGGGAUAUCUCGCCGUGGGCAAUGAACAGGGAAAGAUCCGUCUUUGGGAGAUUAGAGCAUAGUUUAUAGAAUGAGAAUAAGAAAUGGGUGAGGCUAGUCGUCUUAUCCUGUCCUGAGGCGUAAUUCACCCGA